Messenger RNA from Cladophialophora psammophila CBS 110553, 546 nucleotides. RefSeq lists its product as uncharacterized. NCBI's taxonomy places the organism in Eukaryota, Fungi, Ascomycota, Eurotiomycetes, Chaetothyriales, Herpotrichiellaceae. Bases 1 to 546 code for a protein of 181 amino acids. The record is from RefSeq and is a predicted model, not a curated record. The transcript has 2 exons.
AUGCAGUUCUCCAUCCUGCUCACCCUUCUCUCCAUCUUCACCCUCGCUCCAGCAUCACCUCUUCAGACAAGACAGACCAUCGACCCACCUGCCAGAUACUACCUUCAAACCAAAGUGGUCAAUGGCGGUCACCUGGACUUUGGGACCAACAAGACCAACUUGUGGCUCUACUCAUACCACACCGGUGCCGGACUUGGUGAUGCCGCCCUCUCGACUAACAAGUCAUGGGCAUGGGAGGGCUACUUGAACGGUUCCCAGCAGCUCAUGACCUACGCUGGCAAUCAAGCUGGCCCUUGGCCGCUGUACAUCGGCUAUGGCCCCUAUCAGCAAUGGAACUUGGUGGGAAUCAGCAUCGCCGGCAUCAGCAACCUCGCUAGUGGAUUUUUCUUCAACUCGUCCGGGCUUCAAUUCAACGAGAGCACCGGCGGCUGGUUGGCCUGCGACUGGUGGCAUGGUGUACCCCAACUUUUCCAGAUUAAUGGCUAUACCUACGGGAGAAUUCCGAACUCGUGCUCCAAAGUUCAACUCCGGCCAGUGGCAGUCUGA